Molecule: messenger RNA, 573 nt
Organism: Magnusiomyces paraingens
Lineage: Eukaryota; Fungi; Ascomycota; Dipodascomycetes; Dipodascales; Dipodascaceae
Exons: 2
Coding region: 1-573 (190 amino acids)
Source: RefSeq, a predicted model, not a curated record
AUGCUGAAUGAUGGUCUGUUUGAUUUGGAAAACUCUAGGAAAAAGAAGAAGGUUAUUGACAUCCCAUUCGUUAUUGUCAUGGACGCAAUUUCAGUCUCAGCGUCGACUCAUUUGGGAUACAAUGCAACUGGAGGGUUUAAUCUUGCAGAGAAUUCUCUAGAAAUGAAAUCAAAAGAAAAUGUACAUCCAAUUUACAUUUAUCCUAAAGUAAGAUCUCAUGCACCAUCAAACAAACCGAUAAAGAAACAAAACAACUCCGAAUAUUCUGACGACAAUUUUAAUCCUGGGGAAUUUUUCAAUACUGAAGAUGGAGACGAAAAUGUUAACGAGGAUGAGUUCGAUGUAACGGCAUGUGGUGUUUUUCAGCCUCUUGUUGAUGAAUUUACUUCAUUGUCUAAAUUUGGCUUUAAAGUUUACGACGCUUUUAACAAGGAGGAAAUUACAGUGCGAGUUCAUUGGCUUUAUACAAUUGGAGACAUGGCCGCUGUUUCUGAGUUGCUAGGUGGAAGCUAUUAUGAGUCUGAAGUUUUACCAUAUUUUAAUAAAAAACUGGAAAAGUACCCGACACUUUGA